Molecule: messenger RNA, 549 nt
Organism: Punctularia strigosozonata HHB-11173 SS5
Lineage: Eukaryota; Fungi; Basidiomycota; Agaricomycetes; Corticiales; Punctulariaceae
Product: DUF1649-domain-containing protein
Exons: 7
Coding region: 1-549 (182 amino acids)
Biological process (GO): autophagosome assembly; autophagy
Cellular component (GO): phagophore assembly site
Source: RefSeq, a predicted model, not a curated record
AUGAAUCCACCUUAUCCGAAUAUCUCCAUCGAUUUGACUCUGGACCGUCCCAAUGGGAAGGAUGUACUCACCGCAGUUCUGCAUUCUAUUCUCUUCCAUCGGCUAUUCGGUUGCGUUAAACCGCAGGCUUUUGAGGUGCUCGACGUGACCAUGCCCGGUGUAUCAGAUCCAGAUAUCGAACAGAUCAUCAGAGAUAAAGUCGAUUUCUUCUAUAAAGCGGUUGAAGGGGAACCAACGAAACGAGGACAGGUAACCUCUUCUUUUACUAAGAAGCAACGCAAGUCGUCCUGGUUCUCCGUCUACGCCAGUUCCGAGGAAGUCCCUUGGGAGCAAUGGACCAUCACAGCGACCAUACAGUCCUUAUCGUCCCGCCAGAAGGCCGGAAAUGACGCAGAGCUCUCGCAAACACUGCAAAAGACGCUCACAACCAUCCUGAUGCACACCUCGAGCGAACAGGGAAGAUCCGCCGUUCCGUUGAUCACCAGCGCCUCCGGAAUAUCUCCAUUCCCACUCAAGAUCACAGUCAAGGUCGGCAGCGCUGAGGGCUGA